Molecule: messenger RNA, 4832 nt
Organism: Diospyros lotus (date-plum)
Lineage: Eukaryota; Viridiplantae; Streptophyta; Magnoliopsida; Ericales; Ebenaceae
Product: sucrose-phosphate synthase 4
Exons: 14
Coding region: 99-3218 (1039 amino acids)
Biological process (GO): sucrose metabolic process
Molecular function (GO): sucrose-phosphate synthase activity; sucrose synthase activity
Source: RefSeq, a predicted model, not a curated record
CAAACUGCAAUUCCUCAAAAAUAACCACACUCAUAAUCAGUCUCUUCUCUUCUCUUCUCUUCUCUUCUCUUUCACACAACACACGCGCGCGCACAGAGAUGGCAGGAAAUGAAUGGAUAAAUGGGUACCUGGAGGCCAUUUUGGAUGCAGCAGGAAGCAGCAGAAGCAACAACACUCGUAGUUCAAGGAGAGGGCGGUUUGAGGAGAAGUUGAGACUGCAGGAAAAAGGGUUUAAUAUUAAUAUGGAUCAUCAUCAUCAGCAUCAGCAUCAUCAUGACAACAAGGACAAGGAGGAGAAGCUCUUCAGUCCCACCAAGUACUUUGUUGAGGAAGUUGUCAAUUGCUUUGACGAGUCUGACCUCCACAAAACUUGGAUUAAGGUAAUAGCAACAAGAAAUAGCCGUGAGCGCAACAACAGGCUUGAGAAUAUGUGCUGGCGUAUUUGGCAUCUCACCCGUAAAAAGAAACAGAUAGCUUGGGAUGAUGAACAAAAGCUUGCUAAACGGAAAUUUGAGAGAGAGAAAGGUCACAAAGAUGCUGCAGAAGACCUUUCAGAGCUUUCUGAAGGGGAGAAGGAAAAACCUGAUGCUAAUCAGCCUGAAUCUCAUUCGGAUAACAUUCCCAGAAUAAACUCUGGUAUGGACAUAUGGUCCGACGACAACAAGUCCAGGCGACUCUACAUUGUCCUAAUCAGUAUGCACGGGUUGGUGCGCGGGGAAAAUAUGGAGCUUGGAAGAGAUUCAGAUACCGGUGGUCAGGUGAAGUAUGUAGUAGAGCUAGCUCGAGCACUGGCUAACAUGAAAGGAGUUUAUCGUGUUGACCUUCUGACUCGACAAGUCGCCUCACCAGAGGUUGACUCCUGCUAUGGUGAGCCCAUCGAGAUGCUGUCGUGCCCGUCAGAUGGCAGUGAAAGCUGCGGUGCCUACAUUAUUCGGAUCCCAUGUGGACCUUGUGACAAGUAUAUUCCAAAAGAGUCAUUGUGGCCAUACAUACCAGAGUUUGUGGAUGGGGCUCUCAGCCACAUUGUGAACAUGGCAAGAGCUCUAGGGGAGCAGGUGGAUGGGGGGAAGCCUUAUGUGAUUCACGGUCACUAUGCUGAUGCAGGGGAGGUGGCAGCGCGCUUGUCUGGGGCCUUGAACGUGCCGAUGGUACUAACAGGCCACUCACUGGGUCGGAACAAGUUUGAGCAAUUACUUAAACAGGGCAGGCUGUCUAGGGAAGACAUCAAUUCAACAUACAAGAUCAUGAGGAGGAUUGAGGCUGAAGAGUUGGGGCUGGAUACUGCUGAAAUGGUGGUAACUAGUACAAGGCAAGAGAUUGAGGAGCAAUGGGGCUUAUACGAUGGGUUUGACAUCAAGUUGGAGAGGAAGCUCCGGGUUAGAAGACAGCGUGGAGUAAGUUGCCUAGGGCGAUUCAUGCCAAGAAUGGUGGUAAUCCCACCUGGGAUGGACUUCAGCUAUGUCAAAGCACAAGAUUCAUUGGAAGGAGACGGAGAUCUUAAGUUUUUUGUCGGCUCUGACAGAACUCAAAACAAAAGGCAAAUACCUCCAAUCUGGUCUGAGAUAAUGAGAUUUUUCACAAACCCUCACAAGCCUACCAUCCUUGCCUUGUCUCGUCCAGAUCCAAAGAAAAAUGUGACCACUCUGCUUAAGGCUUUUGGAGAAUGCCAACCACUUAGAGAACUAGCCAACUUGACGCUAAUACUUGGUAACAGAGAUGACAUAGAAGAUAUGUCUAACAGCAGUUCAGCUGUUCUUACAACAGUACUGAAGCUUAUUGACAAGUAUGACCUGUACGGUCAAGUGGCAUACCCAAAGCAUCAUAAGCAGUCCGAAGUUCCUGAGAUCUAUCGCUUGGCUGCAAAAACGAAGGGAGUCUUCAUCAACCCGGCACUUGUUGAACCAUUUGGUCUAACACUCAUAGAGGCAGCUGCUUACGGUUUACCUGUUGUUGCCACCAAAAAUGGUGGGCCCGUGGAUAUUCUCAAGGUUCUCAACAAUGGACUUCUCAUCGAUCCACAUGACCAGAAAGCCAUAGCAGAAGCCCUCCUAAAGCUUGUAGCCGAUAAAAACCUCUGGCUUGACUGCAGCAAAAAUGGCCUAAGGAAUAUCCACCAUUUUUCGUGGCCAGAACACUGCCGUAAUUAUCUCUCCCAUGUUGAGCAUUGCAGGCAACGCCAUCCUACAACCACUCUCGACAUUUUGCCUAGUCCUGAAGAACCCAUGAGUGACUCGCUAAGGGAUGUGGAAGACCUGUCUUUAAAAUUCUCCGUUGACACAGACUUCAAGGCCAAUGGAGACCUUGACGCAGCAUCUAGGCAAAGCAAACUCAUUGAGUCCCUAACUCAAAGGGCUUCAUCCAAUGGCCAUUCCCGUGUUAGUUACUGUCCAGGAAGAAGACAGGGGUUAUUCAUUGUAGCCACUGAUUGUUAUUACAGAGGGGGAGCAUGCAGUGAGACGUUCCCAUUAAUCAUCAGGAAUGUGAUGCAAGCUGCAGUUUCGAGCUCAGGCCAGAUAGGUUUUGUUUUGUUAACAGGUUUAACUCUAGUUGAGGCAGAGGAGCAGUUAAGACGUUGCCAAGUAAGUUUGGAAGAUUUUGACGCAUUGAUCUGUAAUAGUGGAAGCGAAAUGUAUUACCCAUGGAGGGAUUCCAUAGCUGAUGCAGACUAUGAAGCCCACAUUGAGUGCAGGUGGCCUAGUGAGAAUGUGAGAUCUCUGAUAACAAGGAUUGGUAGAGAAGAAGAUGGAGACCAGGAUGAUAUUGUAGAGUAUCCAGAAGGAUUUAGCUCUCUUUGCAAUUCUUACAGCAUUAAACCAGGAGGCAAGACUCGAAGAAUUGAUGAAAUGCGCCAGAGGCUACGGAUGAGAGGCUUUCGAUGCAAUCUUGUUUACUCUCAUGCUGCAUCACGGUUGAAUGUCAUACCUUUAUCGGCCUCAAGAGCGCAAGCAAUAAGGUAUCUAUCUGUUCGAUGGAGUAUUGACCUAUCCAAAAUGGUAGUGUUCGUUGGGGAACGAGGGGAUACAGACUAUGAAGAGCUGUUGGUUGGCCUUCACACGACUCUUAUUCUAAGAAAAUCUGUCGAAAUUGGCAGUGAGAUGCUUCUGCGUAGUGGAGAAAGUUUUAACAUGGAAGAUGUAGUGCCCCAAGAUAGCCCUAGAAUUGCUUUUGUGGAGGGUUAUGAAGCCCAAAAUAUCUCUGCAGCUUUAAAAGCUCUAUAGAUAAGGUGACUUUUUAUUUUGCAUUAUUUACUUCUUUUCUAGGAGAUGGCUUCAUUUCACACUUUGUAGAUAACACAGGAGCAAUAACAUAAUUACAAAUAGCCAGUACAUAUAUUCAGUACGGCACAAAUAAUAGCAAAUUGUCAGAUUAAAAUGAUCAUUAUAUUAGCAUUUCCACGCCAAUUCUCCAACCGGAGAAUCAAUUGGCAUGCUAAAUUAACUGUGCCUGCAUAGAUUCUGAUAGGUAAAUUGCCAAUUGCUGGUGGGAAUUAUUUACAUUUUAAAAAAAAUAUCAGAAAACUAUGAAACAAUUUAUGAUAUGAAAACGUAAUAAUUCAUGAACCAGCACUAUGUUUCAAAAAGUAAUCAAGUUGCCUCAUAUUGCUCUAUUCAAACAAAUAUAGCAGUUCCAUUAUAUUCAUUUUUGCACAGUUGGUUCUAAAGAAAUGCCUUUACACAUUUACCCGUCAAGUGACCAUGUUGAACAACCAUCUUCCUAUCCACAAGAAUGUCAAGAGUUCAUUCCUCAGCCUAUUUUGAUUAUGAAGAAUCAACAGCAUGCUCUGUUCAGUCAUACACAGCAAUCCCCUUCUACCUUGUAUUCCUUUCCACAGGCACAUUUAACCAUACAAGAAAUUCCCUGUAAAAAGCAGCGGUAACCUUUAAUUUCUGUGAACCUACUGACGCAUGAGUGAAAGUGGGAAUAGAACAGAGGUGGAAAAUAUAAGUAGCAGCAAGCACCACUCUUCCAAUAUGACCAAAAGAAAAAAAGAAAAUGAAGCUGCAAAACCAACAGAGGUGGUCCAACUCAAAAAUGUUAUGCAACAGGUAUUAGUUUUCAACUUUUCACAAACAAGACUUUUUAUGCCAUUGCAAACAUUUUCAAGGAUGACCAAAGUAGAUAACUGAUUACUUUUUUGAAUCUGUAGAAAAUGUAGUUAUUCAGUUUUGAAUAUUCUAUUUGAGUGAACAAUUUGUUAUAAUUUUAUUCCUAGGAUAUUUCUUUUCCCACUGCCUUGUUCGGCAAUUUAUAAGUCAUAACCAACUCCUAUGGAGCAUUUACAUCUAUACUAUAUAUAUUGCUCUAUAAAUUUCAAAUGUAAGGAUGUUGAUUUUCUGUCAAAAACUACACUGUAUCAGAGCAGUUCUAACACCGAUCUGUUCAUUCCAAAUCUGCAACUGAUUUCAUUCCAAAUCUACAUCUAAUAACUUGGGUUUGUUCUUCUCAAUUUUGUACCUGAUUCCAUUUCUAUUUUACCAAACAUUUGGAUCCUGUUUCCCCUGUGUUUUCAUCUACAAUCAGUGCUCUAAAAGGCGGCUGCCUAAGCCCCGCCUAGGCGCUAGGCUGCCCUUGGCCGCUGCGAUUAAGGCCAAAUCGGCCGGCCUGAUUAAUGGGGCUCGAUCAGCGCCUAGCCGCCUGGGUCGCUGCCUAGGUCACUUGCGGCCUGGUCUUGUCACCACCUGGGUCGUUCACUCUCUCUCGUCAAACGCGGCCUAGACUUGUCACCUUGCUCCUUGCUGCUUGUUGUGCCAUCUUCGUCCUUGCUCCUUGCUUGCAGCAAGUUACAGCAAGCAACAAGCAUCAUCUUGCUGUUGUUGUUGCUUGUUCAUCUU